AUGCAGAGACAGCAACAGCAAGGGGAUGGGCCAAGGGAUGGGCCUAGUGGGGUUCUCGACACCUCCGGUGGAAGGUGGACGGACGAGGAGCACCAAGGAUUUCUCCACGGCCUCGAGGUGUACGGUUACGGAAACUGGGACGCUAUCGCGGUCUUCGUUCCCUCUCGCAGCCCGCCCCAGAUCGAAGCCUACGCUCAGCAGUACGUUGCGCAAGUACGUCCAUACACACUCUUGGGUUGUGCCUAG
This is a messenger RNA of Ectocarpus siliculosus, 246 nucleotides long. The record is from the annotation of a GenBank genome assembly. Lineage: Eukaryota; Phaeophyceae; Ectocarpales; Ectocarpaceae.